AUGAUUUCAGAGUUGGUGUUGGCAAAGGCAGAAAUGCAGCGAAUGUCUUUGGAGAACGAGAGAAAUAUCGAAGCGAGCUUUGGCCGUGAGCAGGCCCUUCAACGCGAGUGCAAGGCAGCUUCGGCUCUCCUGGGGAAGAUGCAAGCGCAGCAAGCAGAAUUUUCUCGUGCCAAGUAUCAGGAGUCUGAAGCAUUGAAAGUCCAGUUAGUUUCUCUAAGUGGGGAUUUGUCAAAGCAGCUGGAGCUUGUAGAUGCCAAGGUGGAGGAAGCGAACACCCUGAAGGAGAAGUUUGAAGCAUCUCAGCUUGAGCUCGAAAGGUUUUCUGCCGAAUACUGCAUCUUACAAGAUGUCCUUCUUCAAGACUGUGGCGAGGACUUGCCGCUAGUUCAGAAUGAUUCCGAACAACGAGAGUUCAGUGCCCUUCAGUACCUCAAGAAGCUGCUGAACAUCGCAAAACGCAAGAGAGAGGCCCUGGAAGACCAGCUUGCUAAAAAAGAGGAGCAGUUUAAUCUACUUCAGCAAAACUAUCAGUACUUAAAGGACCGGUACAAGUGGCCGUUACAAGAUCUCGGGGCAUUUGUCCGGGGCAUCAUCGAAGCAUUUGUCCGGGGCAUCAUCGAGCACACCAAGCAGUCGUCAGAAGCUGCAGUGUCUCGUGAAGCAAGUCAGCUGGAAGACUUGAACCGUAUGCUGGCAGUUCUUCAGGAACGGGUCACAUCCUUGACAGUUAGGAACGAGCUCCUCGCUCAAGAAAGUCAGCAGUGGAAAUCAUCUUGUGAAGAUGCGAGUGAAAAAAUCAGAUGCGUGUCUAAUGAAAGUCGCCUCUGGCAGCAGAGACACGAAAAGGUGGCGGAGACUUUGAGAGAGAGAGAGAGAGAGAAUGCUGUUAAGUGUAACAAUUCGUCGCAAACGGAAGCAGACGGAAGCUCCUUUACCGAGAAUGCAGAAACAAAGUGCGAGAGGUUAGACGGGAAAGCCAGCAGCCUCCUAAAACGCAACGGAAAGCUAGAAAGCGAAGCCAACAUUUUGUGGUCAGAACUUUCCUGCCUGGAGGAGCAAGCUAAAAUGCUCGUCAGCGACAACAAACAUUUUCAACAGCUAGCUGAGAACUUAAAACAGGCACGACAUUGCCUCGAGGAGGAGUUGAAGACUCAGCGCGAGCAGCACGUCAAGGCCACCAAGGAGAUGGAGAACGAGCACUGCACUGCGCUGGACGAAGCGGCUAAGUGUGAGGCAGCACUAUCAGCGCUGAAGACAGACCACUCCCAGCUGUUGGACAAGUAUAACCACAUUGUAUACAGACACAGGAACCUGCAGGAAGAGUUUCACGCGGCAGCCCAAGAGAAACGCAGUUUGGAGGACAGGUGCGCUCAGCUCACAGAAGAGUGGGCAACAGCCAGACGAGCUCUCGCAGUCUUCGAGGAGCAGCAGGGCGCAGUGGGACAAAAGAUCAUGCAGGAGCUGCAAGAGCUGUGGCAAGCAAACCAGCAGUUGCAAGAGCACUUUCGCCUCCUCAAGGACAAGCAUCUCAAGGCUGAAGAACGGUUGGUACAGGCGCCAAACCAAAAAGUGGAGGCCUCGAUGGAACAUGUCACCGAGGGCACUGGGGGUACAGCGAGAACUUUGGAGGCACCAGCAAGCCGAGUCGAGAUAGAGGAACUCUCCCGGCAAUACGAGCCCUUUUUGAAACAGUCUCGUGCCGAGGAGAACAAAUGGAACCAGAACAAGCAGCAGCAGAAACACAUUGCGGACUUACAGGCGCAGCCGGUACCACACCAAAGAAGCACAUGGAACAGCAGAAACGAAUACAGCUGCUGA
This is a messenger RNA of Ixodes scapularis (black-legged tick), 1818 nucleotides long. Its product is annotated as centrosomal protein of 83 kDa-like. Bases 1 to 1818 code for a protein of 605 amino acids. The transcript has a single exon. The record is from RefSeq and is a predicted model, not a curated record. Lineage: Eukaryota; Metazoa; Arthropoda; Arachnida; Ixodida; Ixodidae.